Closterium sp. Naga37s-1 is the source of this 852-nucleotide messenger RNA. Lineage: Eukaryota; Viridiplantae; Streptophyta; Zygnematophyceae; Desmidiales; Closteriaceae. The record is from the annotation of a GenBank genome assembly.
AUGAAAUCCGAUCUCCCCACGCAAUUGAAUUCUGAUUUGCCUUCGCCGUCUCCUCUCCCUCCCUUACCCAACCUCCUUGCCCUCCCCGCCCCCAACCUCCUUGUCCUCCCCACCCCCUACCUCCCUGUCCUCCUCACUCCCUACUACCUUGUCUUCCCCACCUGUCACCUCCUUGUCCUCCCUUCCCCCAACCUCCUUGCCCUCCCCGCUCUUUACCUCCCUGUCCUCCCCACCCUCGACCUCCUGUCCCCUUCGCUCCCUACCACCUUGUCUUCCCCACCCAUCACCUCCUUGUCCUCCUCGCUACCCUCAACCGCAUCCUGCCCUCUCUCCUCCUGUCCUUUCUCCCCUCUCCCCUCCCCUUCAUCCUCUCCUCUCCCCUCCUUAUUCGACAUUCCCCUCUCCUCUUUUCCAGCUUUCCCCUCCUCGACUGCCUGCCCCUUUCGCUUUUCCUCUUUACCCCCUCUUCCCUCCCCCUCUUUCUCCCCUCGUCCCUCCACUUUAGCCCCUGUACCCUCCACCUCUUUUUUUUUCCUCUUCCCCCUUCCACUUCCUCCCUACUCCCUUCCACUUCUCGCCCCACUCCCCCUUCAACCGCUUCCUGACGUCUCCCCUCCUCCCCUUCCUCCCCUCUCCCAUUCUCCACCCGCCCCCCUUUCCCCUCAUCAUCUUCUUUCUUGCUCCUCACCUCUUCCACCCCUUUUCCCCCCUCCUCUUUCUGUCCUCUUUCCUUCUCUUUCGCCCCUAUUCCUUCCUCCUCUUCAUCCCCUCCUCCCUCCUCUUCGUCGACCCCUCUCCCAUCCUGCUCUAACUGCGGUCUCCCAUCCCCUUCGGUCGCAGGAGGCUGGGUAA